Ricinus communis (castor bean) is the source of this 1352-nucleotide messenger RNA. RefSeq lists its product as uncharacterized. The record is from RefSeq and is a predicted model, not a curated record. Bases 218 to 1237 code for a protein of 339 amino acids. The transcript has a single exon. NCBI's taxonomy places the organism in Eukaryota, Viridiplantae, Streptophyta, Magnoliopsida, Malpighiales, Euphorbiaceae.
UUAGGUGUAGAAUUCACAAAUAUAUACUUGAUAAAAAUUUCGAAACAGAACAGAAAUAAUGCAGUAAUCAGCUUUAGAUGUACUUGAGUGCACCCUUCUUUUCUCCCCUUACCCAACUACAAAACCCAAAGCAACCCAUCAACUCAAGAAGAAGCAGUUUACAACAUUUUACUUCAUUAGGUUUGAAUGUUUUGUUAAAGGAAAUACAAGAUCGAACAUGAUGAUCCCAGCAUGUUUCAGCCACCCCAACACACUCUCAAGUGCCUCCCAAUUGCCUCAAAGUCUCAUUACAUGCAUAUACCAAACUCAAUUCUGCAACUCCCCAACCUAUCUCACGCUCUCUUGGUCUAAAACUCUCUUCUCUCAUUCCCUAACUGUAUUUGCUUCAGAUUCUUUCUCCAUCACCAUCCCUCUCUACCCAUCAACCUUCUCCUUCUUUAGGAACAAACCAGGCUCCAAAUCCAUCUGCUUAACUCACCACCACUACCAAAGAAUCAAGCUUUACUGGGAUUUCACUCGAGCUCAGUUCACCCACAACUCCGCUGAGCCAGAUUCAUGUUUCUACAUUGCCAUUAUUUGCAAUGCAAGAUUAGAAUUCUUUCUUGGUGAUCUUCAAUCCGAGUUGACUCGUCGAGUCAGCAGCGGUUUAGUCCUGACCCGCCAAGUCGUGGCCGAACCAACUCUGUUAUCUAGAAGGGAGCAUGUCUUUGGACAUAAGAGUUACGCAUCUAGAGCUGAGUUCUUAGGUUCUAAACAUGAGAUUGGAAUAGAAUGUAAUGGAGGUGCACUUAUAGUAAAAGUUGACGGUGAAAUAAGCCUCGUUGUUAAAAGAUUGGCAUGGAAAUUUAGAGGCAACGAAAGAUUUUUUGUUGGUGGCAUGGAAGUUGAAUUCUUCUGGGAUGUAUUCAACUGGGUUAACAACAGCAACGGCAACAACAAUCAUGGCCAUGGUGUGUUUAUUUUCCAAGUCGGCGAUGGUGGUGUAUGGCCAGAAAUGGUAGGUCUAGAGAAGAGGUUGAUAAGGAAGAGUUUGUCGUCGUCGGUAGGGCAAAGUCAGACACUGAUGCCAGCGGCAAUGGCGUCAUUGUCACCGUCACCGUCGUGCUCGAGUGUGCUGCAAUGGGCGGAAGAAAGUAGCGACUGUGGGAGAAGUUCAUGUUCUUCAUCUACCACUAGGUCAUGUGGAAGUAAUAAUGGAGGGUUCUCUUUGCUGUUGUAUGCUUGGAGAAGGGAUUAACAAAAAUGUUUUAAUGUUGAUUUUGCAUAUGUGAUUACUAAGUAACUAUAUUGUUUUCUUUGAAUUAAUUAAUUUCCUUAUACCAUGUGAAUUGCAACAAUUAAUAUCUUUUGGU